GAAUAUUAUGAAAGCACUCCCUGUUGAUUUAACGGAGAAAUCUAAGGUCGUAGGUACUAAGGGUGGAUACCAAACGCUAGAUAGUUUUCAGUAUAUAAUGCAGGAGUUUCUAUACCCACGUCUCCUGUGUUCUGAGGCAGGUAGACAUCUCGAUACAUAUUAUCGAGAGAUGGAUGGGAAUGCACUUCAAAAAAAAAUACAUCUUGUGUAUGGAUGGGGCGUCUAUGCAUGAAAUGAAUGAGAGUAUAUCACUCCGAAUAUGGAGCCGUGAGCGUCGUAUGGUAUGGUUGGUGCAAGUGAUGCAUGCCACUAACCUAACACAAAUGCUGGACAGGCUGGGUUUCCGUCAACUAAAAGGUGUGAGGACUCAUAUUCUAUACAAAAAAAAGCGAUCGAGUUGGAUAGGCUCAGUUAUCCUGGAACUGAUGUUAUGAUUGAGACAUACAAGCAAACAAUCGAACAGUUCAAGCCAUUCAGUAGGUUGACGCCGGACAUGUGGGGCUAUGCCACUUUCCAACAAACAUUCGAGGCAAUUAUUGCAACACACAAAAAGGCUUACCCGGAGGAGCGUGUUAUGAGACUUUUGGGUCCUUCCAUUUUACGACAAUUCAGAACAGAGGUCUUUCAAACAUCAUGGGCCCAAGUUUGUGUUUACAGUGAUGCCCAGCAACCCUUGGGUAUGCGCUUAGACCCGAAGCAGGUUAUUAAGCAGCCGCUUGUGCAAAGGAACAUCAUCACCAAUGCAACCCACGAACGUAGUGCCAAGAAACAGCAGAACGCCGUAGAGAAUGCCGUAGCACAAGUUGUACCAAACGCAAUCGUAACGUGGUCGCCAGAUGAACAAUGGGGGUUACGCUCAGAACUUCUCUGCCGAGAAAUGUAGACAGUUAGAGGGCAAGUUCGAGCGAGUACCAACAAGAGUUCCAGUGCAGGCCUCUAUGAGCAUUGUGACCAUGAUCGCCAGUGUGCUUGAAGAUCGCGCACGAUUCAAAGCACAUCAGGACAAGAAGGAUAAAUACAUACAUCGUAAUAUAUCAGAUAAUUAAACGUUAAGGGAGGAGCAGGCGGAGUAUGAGAAAAGUGCAGCGGACAAUAUCGAAAAGGGCAGGAAGAAGAUAAACCGCAAGGUUGAAACCAUGUACGAAGACCAGGAAAGGGUCGAGAAUGCCCUGAAAAUAUAGCAAAGUUGACAACACCCCAGGAACGCAUUAUUGCUAAAAUAGACGCAUGCACAAAUACAUGACCGUGAGAAGGAGAUACUCGAGAAUGAUCUCGGACAAAACAGAAGAAAAAAGUAUGCGACAAGAGAGCGCGGGCCAAGAAAUUAACGACACUAUGAAUGACCGACUACAUAAACUUCUGCAGUGUGAUGGCGAGGUUGCCCUCGGGGAGGGGGACGAAUCUGAGCUGCAGAUGAUGAUCGAUCGUCUGAAGCGCGACUUCAAAGGGGCAACUGCAUCCCCAGAGUGUAUGGCUACCAAUAUACACAUAUAUUCAUUGCAAGCACACACAUAAACAACUAUGUAUACACAAAAAAUCUUGCCAAACAAUUUGAAGGCGUCGAUGGGGUCAAAUGUUAGCUUGAAAUUAUUGUAUAGUCGUAGCUUUUUGUCGAAAAAUCACAGAGCAAACUCAAAUUACAAUUUCCACUGAUUUCC
Sphaeroforma arctica JP610 is the source of this 1658-nucleotide messenger RNA. RefSeq lists its product as hypothetical. The record is from RefSeq and is a predicted model, not a curated record. The transcript has a single exon. The coding region runs from base 431 to 883 and encodes 150 amino acids. Lineage: Eukaryota; Ichthyosporea; Ichthyophonida.